Molecule: messenger RNA, 1709 nt
Organism: Toxorhynchites rutilus septentrionalis
Lineage: Eukaryota; Metazoa; Arthropoda; Insecta; Diptera; Culicidae
Product: clavesin-1-like
Exons: 2
Coding region: 255-1229 (324 amino acids)
Cellular component (GO): membrane
Molecular function (GO): phosphatidylinositol bisphosphate binding
Source: RefSeq, a predicted model, not a curated record
GUUAAGUUAUGCGGGAGAAAUCGCCUGCAAUGUGGAGGAAUGACUCGGUGGUGUAAUGAAAGAGAAAGUUUUCGUGUGGCCACAAAAUGAGGCAUGGAAUGAAUCUGACGAUGCAAGAAGAUACAUAAACAAAACACAAACUGUAGAAGAAAUAAAACGGUUUUCGGGGAAGAAAACAAUUGUGGUCAAAACAUUCAGGUGAAAGUAGUGUUGGGGAUAAGUGAAGCAUUUUAAUAAAUGAGCGAACUGAAAAAAUGGCAGCCGCUCUGAACGUGUGCAAAGCGCCCGAGUCGUACGACGACUAUUCAUUCACCCUUCCCGACAAGUAUAAACUGACCGCCCAGGAGGAGCUUCGCGAGGAGGAUGACAUCCGAGAGAACGCUCUGAAACAGUUCCGAGAGUGGAUCGCUAAGCAUCCACUGAUCAAAAAAUGCCGCACCGACGCUCCGUUUCUGCUGAGAUUCCUCCGGACGAAGAAGUUCUCCAUCCCGGCUGCCACGGAAAUGCUGGAGAAGUACCUGUCGAUUCGUCAAAUCUACCCCAACUGGUUCCACAAGUUAGACAUCAACGACCCGGAGCUGGAGGCAAUCAUCGACGCUGGAUACUUGUUUGCCUUGCCGGAGCGUGACGAAAAGGGCCGCAAGAUAGUUUUCUCGAAUGCAGGCAAAUAUGACACCAAUCGAUUCACUGCCGCCCAGCUGAUUCGCGUCCAUUCGAUGGUUUGUGAGGCACUGCUCGACGAGGAAGAAUCCCAAAUCGCUGGCUACGUUCACGUGAUCGAUGAUUCCGAUCUCUCGAUGGGAUUCCUCGGCAUUUGGUCGUUCAGCGACAUCAAGAAUUUGGCAAACUGUGUCCAAAACUCGCUCCCAAUGCGUCAAAAAGAGAAUCAUUUCGUCAAUUUGCCAACGUUUGCGAAUAAACUAUCGGACUUCAUUCUCUCGGUUUUGAGUGACAAACUGAAGAAUCGAGUCUUUGUACAUAAGAAUCUAGACGAACUGAAGGCGAAGGUGAACCCAAAAUUGCUACCCCAGGAAUAUGGUGGAACCAUCCCGAUGGCUGACUGUGUGGCUCAAUUUAAGGCUUUCCUGAAAUCCAAGCGUGAAGAAUUGAUUGCCCUCGACGAGAUGCAGAUCGAAAUCAGCAAGAACUCACCGUAUUGGGCGGACAGUACCGAUGCAGAUAUCGCAGCCGGCGUGAUUGGAAGCUUCCGAAAACUCGAGGUUGAUUAGGUUGUUGCGAGUUGCAUCGAAUGUGCGAAUCUUCUCUUCAACUCGCUCUAUCCUGUGACAAGCUUUCACUCCUACGUUUAAUUUUAUCAUUAUUAGACAAACAAACGCUGAGCAAAUCGGUAACUUUUAUUUGUAUAAAAAUAGUGUACUAUUCUAUUUAUAGAGGCGGCAGAAAGAGGUGACCUAAUCGUAGGUCAUUAUCUUAUCCCAAACAGGUGGAAUAAAGUUACCAAAACUCAAUUAUCUCUAUUGUUAGUAUAUUUUAUAUUUUUGGUAUUUAAAAGUUUCAAAUAGAUCGGUGCCAAGGUGAAUCGAAAUCAGAAAUCAUUAUGGUACUAUUACAACUAUUAUGCAGCUGCAAGUAUUACGCACUAUAUGUACUUUUAUCCAAGUGAUCAGGUGAGCAAUUGAUCUUUUCAAAUAAAUAGAACAUUUUCAAAUGCAAAAACAAAAUUUAGAAAAUAAAACAUGGAACUAAAC